AACCAACUGUCAAAAUACCCCAUUGCGAUACAACCUGCCCUCUAUUUAUACACCUUGAUUACUUCCCAUCAAAUAUUGUGCGAGCAGGCAAGGUUUUUGCUCCAAGCCAGGUGAAAAGCAAAUCGUGCAUAUUUCGUGACGAAUCCUGCAGACUGUGCAGCCGCAAGUGUUUCCGUGCGCUGACGAGCACGCUCAGCAUCGAAAGCCGUUUAACGCGAACCGCGUUCAGCACGGCACACGCGUUCGUACCUCGCCAUCUGCCAUUCGGAUUUCGCAGUUUCCCAUUGCUGCCCGUCGGUGCCGAGAGCUCGAGCGAGAGCGAGAGAGAGCGAAGGGAGCGCGAAAAUUGUGACAGUGUGAAAGAGUGCGCGCUAGGCAGUGCAAGCGAGAGUGUGAGUCAGGGCCGCACACACAGCACACAGCACGUUUUGUUCAACUCCCAGAAGUUUUGCCUCACCGUACGAAAAUGGCGUCGAUAGAUUCCCAGUCGAAAAACCGUAUGCAGGGUUUUAAAAACAAAGGAAAGGACCAGGAUGAAAUGCGUCGGCGACGAACGGAGGUUACGGUGGAGCUGCGCAAAAACAAACGCGAAGAGACGAUCCUCAAGCGACGCAACGUUCCUCAGACCACAGAAUCGACCGACGAGGAGGACUACACACUACAGUCGAACCUGAAGAAGCUGGUCGAGAAGGCCGGCAACAGCAGUGACAAAGAGGGCCAGCUGGCGGCGGUGCAGGCCGCCCGUCGCCUGUUGUCGUCGGACCGCAAUCCUCCGAUUAACAAUCUCAUCGACAGCGGCAUUCUCCCGAUCUUAGUCAAUUGUCUCGAGCAGGACGACAACCAGGUGCUGCAGUUCGAGGCGGCCUGGGCGCUCACCAACAUCGCAUCCGGCACGGCCGCACAGACGAACCAGGUGGUGCGGGCCGGGGCCGUCCCGCUGUUCCUGCGCCUGCUCAACUCGCCGGCCCCGAACGUGUGCGAGCAGGCGGUGUGGGCCCUGGGCAACAUCAUCGGCGACGGGCCGAGCCUGCGCGACUACGUGAUUAAGCUGGGCGUGGUGCAGCCGCUGCUGUCCUUCAUCCAGCCGGAAAUUCCGAUCCCCUUCCUGCGCAACGUCACCUGGGUGAUCGUGAACCUGUGCCGCAACAAGGAUCCGCCGCCACCGGCCGCCACGAUUCUCGAGAUUCUGCCGGCGCUGAACAUGCUGAUCCAUCACACGGACAUCAACAUCCUGGUCGACACGGUGUGGGCCCUGAGCUAUCUGACCGACGGGGGCAACGAGCAGAUUCAGCUCGUGAUCGACAGCGGCGUGGUGCCGAAGCUGAUCCCGCUGCUAUCGCACGUCGAGGUUAAGGUACAGACGGCCGCGCUUCGUGCAGUCGGUAACAUCGUCACCGGCUCGGACGAUCAGACACAGGUCGUGCUGAACUGUGACGCACUGUCGCACUUCCCCAAACUGCUGACGCACAGUAAGGACAAGAUCCGCAAGGAGGCAGUAUGGUUCCUGUCGAACAUAACGGCCGGAAAUCAAUCGCAGGUGCAGGCCGUCAUCGAUGCCGGUCUGCUGCCGAAGGUGAUCGAAAAUCUGAAGCACGGCGACUUCCAUACGCAGAAGGAGGCAGCCUGGGCGAUCAGCAACCUGACGAUCAGCGGCAACCGCGAACAGGUGGCGCAGCUGAUCAACGACGGUGCCGUGCCGCCGUUCUGCGAUCUGCUAAUGUGCCAGGACUGUCAAGUGAUCAAUGUUGUAUUGGAUGGUAUUAACAACAUGCUGAAACUGGCCGGCCCACAUGCAGAGCACGUUGCGAAUCUGAUCGAGGAAUGCGACGGUGUGUCGAAGAUUGAAGUUUUGCAGAAUCACGAAAAUGUCGAAAUUUACAAGCUCGCGUAUGACAUCAUUGAGCAGUUCUUUUCGGACGAUGUUGACGAAGCUGUCCUGGAAGACCUUAGACCGGCAGCUGACGAGAACGCGUUCCAGUUCAACCAGAAUCCGAACAUUCCCCGCGACGGGUUCAACUUCUAAGCUACGGAACAGAAUCACGAAGGAAUGGGAAUGGGAUUCUGCUAUCGCACAUCAGAUUCACGAAAAACUACAAGACACGGAUACUUUAGCGAACGUCAGUAACCAAUUAUGGUGGUGUUUGUUUCGCUCGCCGCGGGCAAGAGACACACCACCAGUACGUCACAGCAGACUCCGAAUACGAACACACAACUUUUAGGACUUGCUUUUGCACGACUGCAGCAUCGCUGAGAAGAAAGAGAGGAGCAUUUAUAUGGUAAAUUUUAAUCUGCUCGGCUAUCUCCCAACAACAGCAGAAAUAGCAAAACAGCAGCAGCAUCAAAGAAAUUCUUUGUUAGGGACAAAUGAGCGAGAAUCGUCCUGUUCUUGUAAUCACUUAUUUUGACAAUAUCAUCUUCACCAGCAAAUGAUUUUGGUGGAAACAGUAGGGAUUGUACAAUGCUCUGCAUAAACAAGCCUGUGUCCUAGUGCGGUCGGAACGGCAGCCCGAUAUCGGGCUGAUCAUCAUCAACGAUGUUAACUUCCAUUUGUGUUUUCUACGAAAAGGUAACUCCACUCGUAACCAAGAGCGUGUUUUAGGGUAAUGUAGCUCGAGAUGAUGAAGACGAUGAUGAUGGGUCACCGCAAAAGAGGAUGAUUUAUGAUUUAGGACCAAAACCCGUAAUUUCGUUGACGUAUUUAGUUAAUUUCCUACCGCGAAGUAUAUUGAACAUCCCAUCAUCAAAAUGUCCGGUUAGCAGGAUAUGCCUAACCUUCAGCUUGUGCGUUACUGGUUACAAGCCAACCAGAAGAUAGAUAGUGUACUUGUAUAGAGAACUUUUGUUUUGGACUAAUUUCACGUUAAAAUUCAUUGUUAACUCCCAGAGAGAACUAUCUGCUGCAUAAGCAAUGAAUGUGAACUUCAUUGUAAACAAACAAACACACCCACACACAUACCCUUUGGGGGGUGUGGUUCGGCUAACAGAAAACCCUGGAACUCUGCAACCGACAUAAAUAUCGAUAUUUAUUGGAA
Molecule: messenger RNA, 3032 nt
Organism: Anopheles gambiae (African malaria mosquito)
Lineage: Eukaryota; Metazoa; Arthropoda; Insecta; Diptera; Culicidae
Gene: Kap-alpha3
Product: importin subunit alpha-3
Exons: 5
Coding region: 467-2023 (518 amino acids)
Biological process (GO): NLS-bearing protein import into nucleus
Cellular component (GO): nucleoplasm; nucleus; cytoplasm
Molecular function (GO): nuclear import signal receptor activity; protein binding
Source: RefSeq, a predicted model, not a curated record